GCAACCGUGGACCAGGAGCAGACUGACACACACAGCCUGGUAGUGAACACUGACGGUUAAAGACGCAUUUUAAAUUUACACUAAAUAAUAAGAGACGAAGCCGCCGGAACAACUGCAACUCCAGACUUCUACUCACUAAACUCCAGCAGGAAACGAACUAAUUCAGAGGAGACUUUACGAACAAGCAGCUUCACAAACAGCGGGAGGAAGAAGUGAAGUUUAGUCGGGACAGGAGGAGGUAUGAGCGCGGACAGAGAGGAGCAGGAAGACGAACUGCUCGCGCUCCAAAGUAUCUUUGAUUCGGAGGAGUUCGUCCGAGAUGAGUCGAAGUGUGCCGGAGAAAUCCGAGUGUGUGUCGAGCUGCCUGCGGGCUUCACUGUAACUCUGAAAGAAGGUGAAUCACUGAGGAGGUAUGACAUUUCAUUCCUUCCACCUCUGCUUCUGACCUUUGACCUCCCCGAGGACUACCCAUCGUCCUCCCCUCCCUCCUUCACCCUCACUUGCAGCUGGCUGACACACACACAGCUCUCUGCACUGAGUGCUCAGCUCACUGAUCUCUACCAGGCCACCAGAGGCACUGUGGUGCUCUUCUCUUGGGUACAGUUUCUUAGAGAAGAUGCCCUCAGGUUUUUGGACAUCAAUUCUCUGCUGGAGCUCCCCUCUGAAGAACAAGGCACCCAGUACAAUAGCCAGGACUCCUUAAGUGCUGCACUCUCAGAGCCAAAGAAUAAUCAACACCCUCCAAAGCCAGGACCAACAGAUAUCCAGAGCUGUAAUGUCUCAGAUCCAGGUAAACCAGACCUCUCUACUCCAGCUUUGGAAGUUGAACCUCCAACAGGGAGUUGUGCUGAUGGCCGAGACCCUUCACCCUCAGACACACAGGAAGCUUUGGCUUUGAGUCAAAACACCUCUAAUGAUUGGAACCAUGUUGCAGAAGCCUCAGAUGCAAGGGAGGCCCUUCAAACCACAGAAUUUAAGGCUGACGAUCAGAAUGAUCUGUCCUCAGCAGCAGGCACACUGAAGCCUCUUACAUUUGCUCAGUCUGAUCAAAGUGACCAGGAAGAUUUCUCAAAUGAAGGAAACAUUUCAGCCUCAUUAUUGGGUCCUUCUAGCUCCUCACACCCACAGGAUCUAAGUGAAGAAGGAGCUGCUUCUCUGCCCAUCCGCCCCAGAGAAUCCCCCCAGAAAGAAGACCAAACAUCCUCUGGUCUCUCCCUGACUCCGUCACAAACUCUCCUGUCCCAGAUCUUGAUCUAUAAUGAGGCCCAGAAACAGAAAGUUUUUGCCACCACGGUGUUUGACUGUGGCGUGUGCUAUACGGGCUGGCUCGGUUCGGACUGUGUGAAGUUGCCGGAGUGUGGCCACAUCUUCUGUCAGGGCUGUCUUGCAAAGUUCUGCAGGGUCCAGAUAACAGAGGGGAACGUCCGGAGUGUCACCUGUCCUGAGGCAGACUGCACUGCCACUCCUACACCUGCACAGGUGAGGCAUCUGGUCGGGGAGGAGCUGUUCAGCCGCUAUGAUCGUCUCCUGCUACAGUCAACUCUGGACAGCAUGGCUGAUGUGGUGUACUGUCCUCGGCGUACCUGUGGUUCAGCCGUCAUUCGAGAUAAGUCCAGCAAUGCUGCACUGUGCUUUGUGUGCAACUUUGCCUUCUGUGUCACCUGCAGGAAGACCUACCAUGGGACAUAUGACUGUCAGGCAAAGAAAAACAUGAAAAUGCAGGAGGCACUGCAAGGCAAUUUACACCUGCCACAGUCAAAAGAGGGUUUGGAAGCUCUGUGGCAUGACUAUGCCAAUGGCAGUAAGCAGAGGAGGCGCCUCCUGGAAAGCAGAUACGGCCGUAGUGUACUGCAGGGCACUUUGGAGGACUGCCUAAGUGAAGACUGGAUCGUCUCCAAUAGCAAGCACUGUCCUCAUUGCUUCUGCAAAAUAGAGAAGAACGGAGGAUGUAACGUGAUGUCGUGCUCUCAGUGUGGACAGCGAUUCUGUUGGGCUUGCCUCACCAGACUGGGAUCAGGUCGUGUAAGCAACCACUUUGCUGAAUGUCCCCCCUGUCAGUCCUACUACUAACCUACCCAGUGCUUCAGCUACUUUUACCACCAGUCACUGGCCACUAGCCAUGGAGGGAAUGGAGUCAGGAAAUGUUGCUCUGAGUAAGCUGUGUUCAAAUCGUUGUGAUUCUAAGUGCACUUUUAAAAGAUACUUAUGAACGCACAUAAGAAAUAAAAAAGAACUAUAAUAAUAGGUUGCCAAAUAAUAAUAAUGUUACCAAAUAAUCUCUCAACAUAAUUUGAAUCGGUUAGUGGUGAAAGAACUACUCAGAUAUUCUACAUAAGUAAAAGGAGCGGCUUUUAUUGUGUAGAAUGGCCCAUUUUAGAAUAAUAUUUAUAUUAUUUUAAGCAUUAUAAUUUGUGAUGAGUUAAUGUACAAGCAUCACUAAUGUUGCAGCUGGUGAAGGUGGAGCUAGUUUAAACUAUUUUAUAUAUACUGCUGGGUAGCUUAAUCCAUAAUAAUACAUCAUAAUGUAUAAGUUGAUUUCAUUUUGUAUCAAUAAUCUGAACCUGCAAACUAACAGGUAACUGAUGUUGUCAGAUAAUUGUUGUGGAAUAAAAGUGCAAUACUGACUUCCAAAAUGUUGUGGAGUAGAUGAAUAAAUUAGCAUAAAAUGGAAAUACUGAAGUAAAGUACAAGCACUUCAAAACUAUUUAAGCACAGUACUUGAGUAAAUGUACUUGAAUCUGUACACUAUGAACAUGACAGGCUAUAUGGUCUUUUGCUACAAGUGAAGAAAUACAAAACCAAACAUUUAAUUUUUUACUGUCACUGAUUCUACUGAAGCUUUACAGUCGUUCACGAAAUUACAACAAAUGUCAUACUGUGUCAUGACCACUAGAGGGCGCUAAAUAACAAGAAUGACAACACGGUGUGGGCACACUCUCAAUUAACUUUACAUGAGAUUCCUUUUGAUAAUAUCAAGAAAUGCACUUUGCAUUGAGCAUGAUUUAUCAUUCAGUAUUAAACAAUACAUCAGUGAAAACUGUUAUUUAACAUGCAUAUUUGCAGCUCUAGAUGCAAAGAUGAGUAAUGUAUGACAGGAAAUUGCCCAGUGUGUCAUUUUUAAACCAAGUAAGGGGGUUCAUACCAAAGCUUUAAUUUCCCUCCUGUAAUAAUUAGGGUGCCUUGUGGGGCUACAACUGAUUUUUUUUAACAACCUACCAAUUAUUUCUUCAAUUAAUUGAUUCAUCAUGGGGUUUAUAAAGUCAGCAAAUAGUAAAAAAUGGCCAUCAUAAGAUCCCAGAGCCUGUGGUGAUGACCAACAGUCCAGAAUCCAAACGUAUUCUGAUAAUUGUCAUAUCAGAAUAAGAAAACAUGCAGAUAUUCACCUUUGAGAAACCAGUACGAUUCUUAAACGAUUAAUGGAUAUUUGAAUUGUUGCACUUUACUUUUUUUGCUAAUUGUUGCCGUUCCAGUACCCAGAUAGUCACUUUCUAAGCUCCCUUCAUUGUUUAUUGUUUAUUUAUUAAUUAGGAUCCCCAUUAGCCGAUGCACAAACGACAGGCUAGUCUUCCUGCGGUCCUCAUAAAAAUGUUCAAGUUACGGCAAUACACAGAUCCAAUUACAAUAAAAACAAAACAACAACAAAUAAAAAAAACAAUAAUUACAAAAGCAAUAACAAUAAGAGACAACAGUGACUCUCAAGCGUUCAUAAGUGACUUUACAUGUUUUUUAAAAGCUUUCUUACUUAGUAUUUCUAAUAUUCAAAGGAAACUUUGAAACUUUAACUUCCUGUAAUGUACCAGUUGUAUUUUCAAAGAGUACUUUAUCUCAAAGCAUCUAAGGAGUUGUUCUACAAGAGUUUCAGCUGUGCAAUGACUUUAUUGAUAUCAUUUUUAUGAAGCUGUGGGACAACAGUGUGCUGUAAAUAAUAAAUAAUAAAAAUUUUCAUUUUUUUUAUUUUCUGCAAGUUCUUGGACUAUUGCAAUUUGCACAUCUGUAUGCAUGGAAUUUAUGUUUAACAAUUGUUUCUGCAUUUUUCUUUGUAUGUUGUUUAUUCAUGCACUGCUGCUGUGACAUGAACA
Epinephelus fuscoguttatus (brown-marbled grouper) is the source of this 4079-nucleotide messenger RNA. Its product is annotated as E3 ubiquitin-protein ligase RNF14-like. Lineage: Eukaryota; Metazoa; Chordata; Actinopteri; Perciformes; Serranidae. The coding region runs from base 241 to 2070 and encodes 609 amino acids. Gene Ontology annotation, cellular component: cytoplasm; ubiquitin ligase complex. Gene Ontology annotation, biological process: ubiquitin-dependent protein catabolic process; protein polyubiquitination; positive regulation of proteasomal ubiquitin-dependent protein catabolic process. Gene Ontology annotation, molecular function: ubiquitin protein ligase activity; ubiquitin conjugating enzyme binding; zinc ion binding. The transcript has 7 exons. The record is from RefSeq and is a predicted model, not a curated record.